Messenger RNA from Panicum virgatum (switchgrass), 1421 nucleotides. Its product is annotated as lipid phosphate phosphatase 2-like. NCBI's taxonomy places the organism in Eukaryota, Viridiplantae, Streptophyta, Magnoliopsida, Poales, Poaceae. The coding region runs from base 231 to 1202 and encodes 323 amino acids. The record is from RefSeq and is a predicted model, not a curated record. The transcript has 6 exons. Gene Ontology annotation, molecular function: phosphatidate phosphatase activity. Gene Ontology annotation, biological process: phospholipid metabolic process.
CGCUUCUCCUCAGAGGCUCAGACGAACAAGUUGCAGAGAUUCCCGAGCUAGUCAGGGCAGUUCGAACUUCGAAUCAACACCUCGCUGCGUGCUAGCCUUUGUGUGGAUCUCUGCAACUGCAAGCAUCCCUGCGUUUGGCAUUUGCAAUCCCCUUUUGCAUCCAUGGCUUGACCGGCAAUCUGCGCGCAGGCUGAUUUAGAUCUCUCCGCCGUCGGCCGUCCCGCAGCCCGAUGCCGCCGCCGCCGGCGGUGGCCGCCGCCGGUCCGGGCGGAGCGCCGCCGCGCCUCUACCUCAAGACACACGGGGCCAGGGUCGCGAGGCCGCACCUGCUCGACUGGGCCGUGCUGGCCGUCCUCGCCGCCCUCGACGGCGCGCUCAACGCCAUCGAGCCCUUCCACCGGUUCGUCGGGGAAGACGCGGUGCCGGGCCUCCGCUACCCGCUCAAGGACAACACCGUGCCCGUCUGGGCCGUGCCGGUGCUCGCCGUCGCCGCGCCGGUGGCCGUCGUCGCCGGGAUGUACGUGAGGAGGCGGAACGUCUACGACCUGCACCACGCCAUCCUCGGGCUUCUGUUCUCCGUGCUUAUAACCGCCGUCCUGACCGACGCCAUCAAGGACGGCGUCGGCCGGCCGCGGCCCAACUUCUUCUGGCGCUGCUUUCCUGACGGAAUGCCGAGGUACGACAACGUCACCAGAGAGGUCAUCUGUCACGGAGACCCGGCCGUGAUCAAAGAAGGGUACAAGAGCUUCCCAAGUGGCCACACUUCAUGGUCUUUCGCCGGGCUGGGCUUCCUGUCAUGGUACCUGGCUGGCAAGAUCAAGGCGUUCGACCGGGGAGGCCAUGUCGCGAAGCUCUGCAUCGUCGCCAUGCCGCUGCUCCUCGCGGCCAUGGUCGCCGUGUCGCGGGUGGACGACUACUGGCACCACUGGCAGGACGUGUUCACUGCUGGAGUCCUUGGAUUGGUGGUCGCGUCGUUCUGCUACCUGCAGUUCUUCCCACCACCCUCCGGCGAACAAGGAUUCUGGCCUCACUCCUACUUUGAGCACAUGCUUACCCUUGAGGGCGAGAUCGAGGUGCAGUCAGCAGCCGGCUCGAGUCGGCACCUGUCACUGACGCUUGACUCCUCUCCCGGACGUGCUGGAAACGACAUGAGAACCAGUAGCCAAGCAUUGGACACCAUGGAAUCAGGCCGUAGAUCCUAGUGUCUGAAGAAUGCUACUGGCUACUGCCUUUUCUUUUUUUCAUUCAAGAAGACUGUAUGCUAAUUUUAGUUUAAAAAAAAUCAAUGUAUGCUAAUUUUACCGGCAACAAGGGGAUUCAGAUCCCUGCAGCGUGUACCAUUCAGUGGAUCAUAGCCUCAAAGGCAUCCUGGUAGUCAGAAAAUUGAUGAGCUUUCUUUUUGGGUCAAGAAAUUUAACGAA